Mollisia scopiformis is the source of this 668-nucleotide messenger RNA. RefSeq lists its product as uncharacterized. The coding region runs from base 157 to 567 and encodes 136 amino acids. The transcript has a single exon. The record is from RefSeq and is a predicted model, not a curated record. NCBI's taxonomy places the organism in Eukaryota, Fungi, Ascomycota, Leotiomycetes, Helotiales, Mollisiaceae.
AUCAAUCUCUUGAGCCUCUUCCUUCCUUCUAUUCCCUCCUUCCUUCCUCCCUUCCUGCCUUCCUCCACAUGGAAGACAAGACGAGCACCCACCCUCGUCUCUGCUUUCCCAUCCCACUGCCGGCCACGCACGUUUCAAUCCUGCCUGCCUGCUGCAAUGCAACCACCGUCAGAUCCAAACUUUUCAAACCUUUUCCCAGUUCCCACAGGGUUGCUUGCUUGCUUGCUUGCUUGGGGUAAAUCCCAGAACAGAAGCUUCAUAGAACGGAAAAAGAAGCGGCGUAGUACAUACAUACAUACAGGACGGCGGCACAGCCAGCCAGCCAGCCAGCCAGUCUUCGAGAAUAAUCGAAUGAAACUGUACUGUACUGUACGACAUCGGUUGCCCAGUGGCACAGUUACUGCCCUCGUGUCGAGUGACCGCGUGUUUUUUUUGUUGUUUUUUUGGUUUGUUUGCGCGGUUAGAGGUUUAUUAGGGUACCGAGCCUGGUACGUAUGUACAGACAGGAAAGAGGAGGGGGCUUUAGUGGUUUGGAGAGGGAAUUUGAGACAGGCCGGUAGUUGGUAGGGGAAUGGGAAAGGGAAGGGUAAGGAAAGAGGGGAAUAGGUGCAUGGUGGUAUUGGGUUGGGGUUAGAGGAUAUUCUGGGAGUUGUAAGGAGGGAGGGUUG